AUGUCAACGGAAGAAAGACAGGACAUGGAGGAUGGGGAGCAAGACGAAUGGGGAGGCGAAUACGAUCCGCUGUCAGACCCCCAAGAGCGCAGGGUUCUCUUUGCAGCGUUGGAUUCUUUCAGUCAAUACCGCCGUUUUCUGCACCGAAACAUAACCCACCGCCGUCGCCAAUCAUUCUACUCCCUGCCAUCUUUCCACUGGGCAAAGCUCUCCAAUCCCCCAUUUUCCAUGCUGGACACAUUCAACAAGAUCGACGACGCCAUCGACACCAACGCUGACAUCGCAGAGGCCAUUCUCGCCACUGGCCUGCCGUCCUUCGGCCUUGCACCAGAACCAGCGGAGCACGAUCCCAGGAAUUGGCGCAACAGGGCCACCCCGGAAGAUAUUAACAAGGCGAACUCGACCAUUCGCCAGUUCUUCCGCGACUGGAGCGCCGAGGGACAGCAUGAGCGAGAUAUUUCAUACGGACCAGUGCUACAGGCUUUGCGCGAUGAAUUCGGCGAGCGGCCCGCGCCGGGGACGAGGGUGCUAGUUCCUGGUGCCGGGCUGGGAAGGCUGGUCUUUGAUUUAAGCAUGGCGGGAUAUUCCGCUGAAGGAAACGAGUUCUCGUAUCAUCAACUGAUAGCGAGCAGUUGGGUACUGAACCACACCCGGAAACCGGAGGAAUUUGCGCUUUAUCCGUUUGCGAUGGGAUUCUCCAACUUGAAAUCUAGAAGUCAGCAGCUCAAGAAAGUGAUGAUUCCCGACGUUCAUCCUGGCUCUGCUGUGACGGCGCAAGGCUUGCUUCCGGAAAACGAGCGCACGAUGGGCUCGAUGAGCAUGACGGCAGCAGAUUUUCUUAUUCAGUACGCUGAGCCAGAGUGCACAAAUGCGUUUAAUGCGGUGGCAACGGUUUUCUUCAUCGACACCGCACCGAAUCUUAUCCGAUAUAUCGAAACCAUUCACAAUUGCUUGAAGCCAGGUGGGCUCUGGAUUAAUGUUGGCCCGUUACUGUGGCACUAUGAAGACAGGCAUAAUGGUAGCCAGAGCAAGAGUGGGGGUGCCGAGACGGAUGAUGUUGAGAAGUUGGGCAUCGUGGAGCCCGGCACUGUUGAAUUCACGGAGGAAGAGAUCUUCCAAUUGGUUGAGUCUAUGGGCUUCGACAUUCGAAAACAUGACAAGGAAGUGCGGGAGUGUGGAUAUAUUCAAGACCCGGAGAGCAUGUUGCAAAAUACGUAUAGACCGUCCUAUUGGGUGGCGGCUAAAAAAUAG
Molecule: messenger RNA, 1251 nt
Organism: Coccidioides posadasii C735 delta SOWgp
Lineage: Eukaryota; Fungi; Ascomycota; Eurotiomycetes; Onygenales; Onygenaceae
Molecular function (GO): S-adenosylmethionine-dependent methyltransferase activity
Source: RefSeq, a predicted model, not a curated record